UUGCCUCCCAGAAUAGAAAAAGUGGCCAUUAAUUCAAAAUUAGCAAGCCAAAAAUCAAAUCAAAUUCCGAGUCUCAUUUUUUACGAGCGAUGAGACGGCUCUCCUGAUGCUCUACUUGAGAUUAGAACAUCUCAGCUGUAAACGCACACAUUGAGAGGUAUUGAUCGAUUCGUUAAUGGAAGCCAUCAGAAAGCAAGCCUCCAGGCUACGAGAACAGGUAGCCAGGCAGCAGCAGGCUGUUCUAAGGCAGUUCGGUGCGUAUGGAGAUACAGAUGUUAUCAUGAAUAAUGAUGCUGAGCUCCGGCAGCACAAGAAGUUGGAAAAGCUAUACAUAUCUACUCGUGCUGCCAAGCAUUUCCAAAGGGACAUUGUUCGUGGCAUUGAAGGCUGUAUAGUUAUAGGAUCCAAACAAAUUGAAAUAGGAACUAAAAUGUCAGAAGAUAGCAGAAAGUAUGGUGUUCAGAAUACAUGCACCAGUGGUAAUACAUUAUCAAAAGCUGCAUCGAAUUUUGCAAGAGCUCGUGCUCAAAUGGAGAAAGAGCGUGGAGAUCUGUUGAAAGCGCUUGGGACACAGGUGACUGAACCAUUAAGAGCUAUGGUAAUGGGAGCUCCACUGGAUGAUGCCCGUCAUCUUGCUCAACGAUAUGAUAGAAUGAGACAAGAUGCGGAAGCUCAGGCUUUUGAAGUUGCCAGAAGACAAGCAAAAGUUAGAGAAGGAAAUGACCAUCCAGACUUAGCUUCCAAACUUGAAGCAGCCGAAGCUAAAUUGCAAGAUUUGAAGUCCAACGUUGCUGUACUGGGUAAAGAAGCUGCUUCAGCAUUGGCUGCUGUUGAAGAUCAACAACAAAGGUUGACACUGCAACGACUGACAGCCAUGGUUGAAGCAGAACGUGCUUACCAUCAACGAGUUCUUCAAAUACUUGAUCAGCUAGAAGGCGAGAUGAUAUCUGAAUGCCAAAGAAUUGAAGCAGCUCCUAGUCCUCGUGUGGACAAUACUUCUGCACCUCCAUCAUAUGAAGAUGCAAAUGGGGUGUCUACUUCACCAGCGCAGAAUGGAUCAACUGAUAACAUGGGCUACUUUCUUGGGGAGGUCAUGUACUCAUACCAAGCUGAAUCUGAUGUGGAGCUUAAUUUGUCAAUUGGAGACUAUAUUGUCGUUCGAAAGGUUUCAAAUAACGGGUGGGCUGAAGGUGAAUGCAAAGGCAAAGCCGGUUGGUUUCCUUUUGGAUACAUUGAGAGACGCGAGCGUGUACUUGCAAGCAAGGUAGCUGAAGUUUUCUGAACUCCCGUGGUGCUGUUUUGUGUUUCAACAUGCACUUCUGUAUCUCUUUUAUCUUGGAGAUGCAGAGAUACUCAAGCUUUGCCCCUACAGCAAAAGAGCAUUCUCCUGCUGCUUUCUGGCCUGCAGUCAAUUUUACAGAUUGACAUAUUGUCUGCUGUUUCCAGACUUCUUUUCUUUCCUUGAAAAGCCUUAUCAUUUGUUUUAUAAUCAAUUGAAAUGUCCCAAAUUCAGCCUCUCUCUCUCUAUUUUCUUUUUGAAUAUACAUUAGACACGGACUUCUAGUUACAUGAUAGUGUCUUUUUAAAGAAGCAUGAUUUUAUAGUUAUUGA
Messenger RNA from Sesamum indicum (sesame), 1611 nucleotides. RefSeq names its product SH3 domain-containing protein 2. Gene Ontology annotation, molecular function: protein binding. The record is from RefSeq and is a predicted model, not a curated record. Lineage: Eukaryota; Viridiplantae; Streptophyta; Magnoliopsida; Lamiales; Pedaliaceae.